Moneuplotes crassus is the source of this 1161-nucleotide messenger RNA. The record is from the annotation of a GenBank genome assembly. NCBI's taxonomy places the organism in Eukaryota, Ciliophora, Spirotrichea, Euplotida, Euplotidae.
AUGUCAGAUUCUUCUUUGGUUAAGAAACUGAGAAAGAAAAGAAAGUAUGUUAAAUUCAGCAACAGUAUUUUUAAUGGCGAAGACCUCAUCGUAGUCAAAGAAAUAAAACCUCCGUUUAAAAAUGAAUUAAUCUCAAAAGCCAUCGUCAAGCUAGCUCACAAAGAGAAACUAUUGAGACUUGAACCAAUUGCCAAAGAUAAGGAGAUCAAGCCAAGUGGAGAGUACAGUUUUAUGAAAUAUGAUCAGAGAGCACGAAUUUCUGAGGAACGAAAGUUUAGCUGGGAUCAACUACGUUUAGAAAAGAAGAGAUGCUCCUCACUUAAUAAUAAUAGCACUGGCUCUAUGAAGAAGGAUAAGGUUACAAGCCAUAGGAAAAUGAAACGAAACUUAUUUGAUAAAAUCCUUCAAGGAAGAAUUGAAAGGAAUAAUGAAAAAUAUCUUAACGUCAAUAAUAUCACGAGCUCAAUAUAUAACAUUAAGAAUAUCAGAUUUGAUUACAACAGCUUUGAAAAAUCUAGGAGUCAUAGUAAAAGGUCGCAAAAGUCAAAUUCCAGUCUCAUGACUCUUUGUUUAGGAGACACUCCAUUAAGUGUAUCUCAUUCCAAGCAGCAGCCAGAUCUAUAUUCCGCCUCUCGAUUUCCAACCAUGUCUUCCAAUCAUCCUAAAAGAAGCUCUAGCAGCACAAUCAGUGGAGUAUCUGCUGAGAAAACUAAAAUAGACGACAGAAAAAUAAGGAUGAUAAAACUUAAGAAAAUGGGCAUGGUCAGUCUGAAAUAUUCCUCCUCUAAAAAAAGAAAUUUAAAGGUGGAACGAAAGAAUAGAUUUAGGAAUCCAAGUCAAGGCAAAAGGGAUUUGUCAACUUAUUUGGACUCAAGAAGACUCGAUUAUUUGAUGGCAAAAUAUAUGAGGCAGCAACAAAAAGGGAGUAUAUUCAGUCAGAAUCCUCCUGGCCUUAACAUAAUGCUAUAAAUAAUCACAACAUAACAUCAAACACACCUGACUCUCUUAACCCCCCUCAACACCCCUCCCUCAUAAACAAGACCAAUCUAAAACUAAAACAAUCCUCCCACUCAAUCUUCCACACUCACUUCUGCCCUUACACCUCCACAAGCAGCGCUCACCUCAAAAACUCUGCCUCUAUGAUUUCCCUCUAAGCUACAU